GUGCGGAAUUCCCUCCGGGGGCACCGAAGCACCUCCGAGAGCAGCGUCUCGGAAGCCAACGCCGAGCGGAUUGUCCACACUCUGUGCAGGAUGCGAGGGGCGGCUCUCAAGAUCGGCCAGAUGUUAAGCAUCCAAGACAGCUACUUCCUCAGCCCCCAGCUGCAGCAGGUCUUUGAGCGAGUCCGGCAGAGUGCAGAUUUCAUGCCACCCUCGCAGAUGAUGGGGGUGCUGUCCGAAGAACUGGGCACGGACUGGCGUGAGCAAGUGGCCUCCUUCGACGAAAUGCCUUUUGCUGCUGCCUCUGUGGGGCAGGUGCACCUGGGAGUGCUGAAGGACGGGAUGGAGGUGGCAAUGAAGAUCCAGUACCCUGGAAUUGCCCAGAGCAUCCGGAGUGACAUGGACAACCUCCUGUCGGUACUCAGGAUGAGCACGAUGUUCCCAGCAGGCCUUUUUGCAGACAGUACCCUGCGGGUCCUGCAGGAGGAGCUGGAGAGGGAGUGCGACUACGAGCGGGAAGCCAGCAGCACCAAGAGGUUCAGGCAGCUUCUGGAAGGCGACCCUUUCUUUGAGGUGCCGGAGGUGGUGGACGAGCUCUCCACCAAGCGAGUGCUGUCUAUGGAGCUGGUGGGGGGAAUCCCGCUGGACCAGUGCCAGGAAUUGGACCAGGAGGCUCGCAACGAGAUCUGCUCCCAGAUCCUCCGCCUUUGCCUCCGGGAGCUCUUCGAAUUCCGGUUCAUGCAGACGGACCCGAACUGGGCGAACUUCUUCUACGACGCGGAGAGGCACAAGGUCACCCUGCUGGACUUCGGAGCUAGCCGGGAUUUUCGUAAGGAGUUCACUGACCACUACAUUGAGGUGGUGAGAGCCGCUGCUGAUGGCGACAGAGAGAAAGUGCUUCAGAAGUCAAAGGACCUGGGAUUCCUGACGGGAUUUGAAAGCCAGGUCUUUGAAGCGGCCCACGUGGAUGCGGUGAUGGAGCUGGGCAAGGCCUUCUCGGCCCCGGGGCCCUUUGACUUCCGCGCCCAGGACACCACCCGCUGCGUCCAGGACCUGAUCCCUGUCAUGCUGGAGCACCGCCUGUGCCCGCCCCCAGAGGAGAGCUACUCCCUGCACCGCAAGAUGGCCGGGGCCUUCCUCCUCUGUGCCCGUCUCGCUGCCGCCGUGCCCUGCCGGGAGAUGUUUGAAGAGGCCUACAGCCGGUACACGGGCCAGAAAGGUGCCGCCCAUUCGGCAGAGGAGCAGGGGGAGGCCCCUUCCAGGCUGGGCUGAGGGUCUCCGCCACUUCCACGUGGUCCCGGCUGCCUUGGCCCUCAGGUGGCCCCCCGUGUCUGCAGCGCCUUCUGAGAGGUCAGCUCCCUGUAAGGAGUGAAGAGGGCCGGCCUCCGUCCCCUCCCUGGGCCAGGAACCAGCCUUCCUCUCCCAGGAAACCCUGCUGCUUCGGGGCCGCAAGCAAAGCCUUCUCUGCCGCGUUUCUGUGGGAAGCACGGGGGGGGCUGUGGGUUGCCCCACAGGGGAAAGGACAACGGACUCCGGGGCUGCAGAGGGAAGAGAAAAGGGCCUUUUGUCACUGGGUGUCUUGUCCGGGUGUCCGUUGCGCAGCUCUGGGUAAACUGCUGCCCUCUAGAUAGGCUGGGCUAUCACUCCCAUCUUCCCCAGCCAGCACGGACCACAUUCUGGAGGAGCUCUGCAGGAGAGCAGAGUGUCCAGGCUGCCCUGCCGGAGGGGGUGAUGGCUCCCGUGUAGGAGCAUCAGCAACAGGCUGACCAGCCCCCCCCCCAACUCGCAAUGGGGGGGGGGAGCCCCCUUGCCUUUGGUGUCAUCCCUUCUGGCCGGUUUACCUCUCAAGAGCUUUUGUGGGGGCCACCUGACCUCUGGGUUUGUGGAAGGCUGGCCAGGAGCCAGAAUAAAGACAACUGACCAUCUCGGAGGCUGUAGAUGAAAUGGGGCUGAGCCACCCCAAGGCUCCUCCAGGGGAUGGGGGGGGCAGCCUUUCCGU
This is a messenger RNA of Thamnophis sirtalis, 1996 nucleotides long. The record is from RefSeq and is a predicted model, not a curated record. NCBI's taxonomy places the organism in Eukaryota, Metazoa, Chordata, Lepidosauria, Squamata, Natricidae.